Messenger RNA from Diorhabda carinulata, 5293 nucleotides. Its product is annotated as protein germ cell-less. Bases 457 to 1899 code for a protein of 480 amino acids. The record is from RefSeq and is a predicted model, not a curated record. NCBI's taxonomy places the organism in Eukaryota, Metazoa, Arthropoda, Insecta, Coleoptera, Chrysomelidae. Gene Ontology annotation, molecular function: protein binding. The transcript has 7 exons. Gene Ontology annotation, biological process: germ cell development.
UGACAUAAGAAAUAACAAAUAACCUAUAUUUCAAGACAGCUGUUUCUGUUUUUGUGAAGUAAAUUUUGCAAUAGACCUUCGUAGUGGCAUCGGAAAAUUUAGUGAAAAUAACUAACACCGUAUUAUUUGAAAGAAGUAGUACACAGUAUCAUUUUCCCCUUCAAUUUCAUCAUCGAUUAAGUAACUUCUCAAAUAAGUAAUUCGCGUACGAUAUUUUGAAUAAACAAGUUUACGUUAUAGAUUAAUGUAAACAUAACGCAAAAGAAUAUUCAUAGCUAACAAGUUAAGAAAAUAUAUUGAAUAGUGGCAAUAUUUUGUGAAAUGGAUUUAAAUAUUACUUUUAAAAAUUUAAUAAACAAUAAGAUUGUUCUACUAUAAAUCUUAGUGGUAUUUGUGGUGGAAUAUUCUACCAAAGAUAAUAGAAAAAAAUUGCAAGUUAUUAAAUAACCAAAUAAAAUGGGAUUGAAAUUUUCAACGCAAUAUUUAGUAAGCAGUGUUACUGGAUAUGUAACAGGAAGGAAGCGAAAAUAUUGCGAUUCCGAUGAUGAAGAAGUGAAUAAAGUUAUAGAUAUUGCUUUACACACUCCUAAAAGGAAAAAGCUAGUAAGCACAGCCAAAUACAUCUACCAAGCAUUGUUUAUGGAAGGUCAAAAUUCUGAUGUUACAGUAUGUGCUCUGGGUGAAGAAUUCAACCUACAUAGGGUAUAUCUUUGCCAGAGUCCAUAUUUUGCCAGUAUGUUUGGAGGAUCUUGGUUGGAGACCAACCAGAAAUAUAUCAACAUUGAUAUUGUAGAUCCCCUCAUCUCUGUAGAUUCUAUGAAAGUGGUUUUAGGCUCUUUAUAUAAUUGUGAGAUUGUUUUGAAUCCACUUGAAAUAGUACCAAUUUUAGCUACAGCUACUAUGUUUCAACUGGAUGGAUUAAUUGAAAAAUGUACAGAAGUUAUGUUAGAAACUAUUAAUCCCAAGACAGCUCUAAGUUAUUAUAAUGCAGCCUGUUUAUAUGGAGAUAAAAAGCUACAAGAUGUAUGUUUCAAAUGGUUCUUGGUAAAUCUGAUGCCUUACUAUUUCAGUUUUCCUUUAUUAGAGUUAAAAACUAUUCCUGUACCCCUGAUGGCAAAGCUUAUUGCCGAUCCAGAUCUUUUUGUUAUUCAGACAGAAUAUUCCAUUUACGUGAUGUUAAAAUAUUGGAUAUACAUGCAACUUUUUACAGAAACAGAAGACCUUUCAAUCGCUACUGUUAAUGAAUACUUUUGUUCAAGGACAGAAACAUUACCAUACCUCCUAACUACAGAAGGAAAACAAUUCAUAUCAGUAUUCCAAGGCCUUAGAUUACAAAAUCUAUUAUCCCACCAGCUUGAUGUACUGCUGGUAAUAAGGGACAACAUUAUUCCUAGAACAUGGCUCGAUACUGUGAUUCUACAACAAUGGAAGAACGUUUUAAGGGUCAAUCAAAAUGAUGAUAAAGGACCAAGAGAUAUUUCUGACGAAAUAUUUUUAGCAUCUAGUUUAAGGUGUGGAAGGAUUUUAACAGUGAACGAGAGACAUGUUUGGAGGUGGACUGGGUUCCAUUUCGGUGUAGAUUUAUUAAUGAUCACAGAUGGAUCUACCAUUUCCAUUAAACGAAAUCAUAGAUCGGAAUUUGAGCAGUUAUUGAGUUUACAAACAACUAGGCAUGUGGCAAUAAGGGUAACUGUUACUCGACUUAAUGAACAAAGACAGAUUGUUUACAGUAAACAAUCGGAAAUAUUAAAAGUAUCAUUGUCAAAAGGCGAAGAAAUCCAGUUAAUGUCUUUUGAUAAAAAUGUGGAAUACCCUAUUAUAAUAUCAGCUAAUAUCUUGUACACAUCACCAGAAACACAAGAAAUUAACAUAGAAGAAAGGCAUCAUAAUAUAUCUUAACAGGUAUACUAAUCGCAUAUAUUUGACAUUCUGAAUAACUAUUAUAAUAAUUGAAAAAUUAAUGUAGCAAAGGUUUUUUUACAGUAAGUCACUCGAUAGUGGUGUUGGUGAUUUUAGGUAUUGGAAGCAUAGGGUGAUAUUCAAUUUCGUAGAUUAAUUUUUCUUAUAUGUCUAAUGCUCUAUUACGAAGAAACUAUCAUUUCAAAUUAUCAAUACUUUUGACAUUAACUAAAAUAAAGAUUAGAUGUAGAAUGUAUAUUUAAGAAAUAUACAAUUAUAUACAGUCUGUAUAAUGUUUAUCGAAAUUGGAUUUCUUGAACAACGAAUAUAAUUUAUAAUAUAAAACAAAUUAAAAAACUAACUAGGUAAAUUUAUUCCAGUAUUGUAUAAAAAGUUAUCAGAAUAGUCAAAUAUAAGUGACAGUAAUAUACAGUGAAAAUAGCACAAAGUAUAACGAAUCAAGUAGUAUACAUGCUGAUUCACUCUGUGGAAACUCCAAUUAAAAAAAAUAAUACGUUAUCGAAUUUGGGGGGUUUGAAUCAGCUUAAAUUAUUUGAGAUUAUAUUACCGAAUAUUUUUAUACUAUAUGUUUUUUUUAUUUACAUUUAGCUUGACAUUUAACAUUUUUUUUGUGUCCUUGUGAAAUUAUAUUGAGUUUAAAUAUUUUUGUUACUAUUUUUUUAAAAGUAUUAUUAUGGAUGUAAUCCAUAUCAGCUCUAGUUUUUGUAUAUUCCUCUAAAUUGUGAUCUUCUGCAUUUAUCUCUAUAUAAAAAAGUGCAUUUAUGAAUAAUUAGUUAGUAUUUGUUGGUUUCCAGGUCAAAUUAAUACGAAAUUGACAUAACUAACACUUAUGUCAGUUUGAUAAUUUGUAAUAAGGUGCUUUCAUUGAUAGUUUGAAAAAGAAAAAUGUUGUUAUAACUUUUUUUGGUUUAUCUACUUCCAAAAAAAGGAGAAAUACAUCAUCCUACUAAUUAUUAUACUUAGAACAAGGUAUUUCAGUCCAGUUUGUAGGUGAUCUUCGUUAAAAGUGGAACUACUUGAAUGCACUUAUUAAUAUUCAAAAAGUGGUAAUAAUUAUAUUGGAACUAUUUUGUGUGUCAAAAUAACUCCCACAAUAGUUUUUGUGUCAAAAUAACUCCCAUGAUUGUUUUUAUUAUUUUUCAAUGGAUUUAGCUUCUUCGAUAAGUAGAACUGAUUAUUGGUUGUUAGUAAAUAUUGACUUAUUCUUAUACUUCAGCUAAUAAUUUUAUUUUUCUAGGGUAUUAUUGAUGAGGUUCGUAUUGUAAAUUAAUUUUUCCUAAAUUGGAGUGUAUUUUUGAAGAAAAAAAAACAAAAUUAGAAUGCAAUGUUUAAUUUUAUUAUUUCAUAUUUUCUGUAUAUAAAAAAUGAGUUAUUUUGAUAUCACUCAGUUCUCAAAUACCAUUUGACAAGUUUAAUAUUUAUAUUAAAAUAAAUGUUUGACGUUAGUGACCGUUACAGUCACAGAAUUUUGAAAAAAAAUUUGUUAUUAAUUACAUAUAUACAGUGUGUAACAGCCUAAUGGUAUGAAUUCAUUAUUUUGAUUAUUGUAUAUGUUGAUUGAUGAAAAUGUGUGAGGAUUCUGGUCCACCUGCUUCAUUUUUUUAUAUGUCCAUACUAAUUCAACUGUUUUUUGUUUAUUUUUUUGUAUUAUUGCUUUUAGUUUUGUUAAUUUUUCAUUUCUUGAGUAGAAUAGGGUUUUAGUUCCUCUUGUAACCUUUUCUUCCACCUCAUCCAUCCUCAGUUCAUUUUUAAUGGUUUUUCCAGCCUCCAUUAUCUACCUGGUUCAUUCUUAGAGUAUGUUAAUACCAUUUUUUUUUCUAUAAUCACUACUUAUUUUGUUUCAUAUUCAAUGUCUUUAUUUUGCCCCAUUUUGCUCCCACUUAUAUUUUCAUAGAGUUUAUUAUUGCAUCGAUUUUUGAAUUUUUUUCUACUUCAUAUGUUGUAGUUGCAACUGCUUUUGUAUAUAUUUUCAUUUUCGUGUACCCAUCUGCAGUAAUUGAAUAAAAAUUUUAUCGUUCUUAUGUUUGUUGCAAUAUUGAGAUAAAAUAUAAUAAAAUUGGAAAUUGUAAGGGAAGUGUGCCCCCAUAAUGACAACGACAAUUCCAAAUAUUUGUAAUUCAGAUGAAUAUUUUCAAAAUUCGUUUGCUUCAGCUCGUUCAAAGAAAUAUUUUACUUCAAUCAGUAAAAUCACAGUGAUAAUUCAAUUUCAUCCCAACAAUGUUGAUAAUUGGGUAAGCAAAUAACUUAUAAUAAAUUCUUGAUUUCUGCUUGGGUCCAAUAAAAACAAUUGGAACAUUCAAUAAAUUAGCAUUUUCGAAGAUUUCAUCAUUUCUAGUCUGCCCUGUCUGAUUUAUUUACAUUGUCUUCUUCAAUAUUUUCCAAAGUAUCGUUCUCCUUAAAACCGUCAUUUCUCUUGUAAUAAUAAGUGAAGUAGAAAAAGUAAAAAUAUUUAUGUUCAAAGGACAAAUCCAGUUUUCCUAAAAAUAUUUAAUGGAGUUGAUGAUUUGAGAAAUGCUUUUGAAAAUAUACCAGCUAAAUGGUAAUGGGUCACAGACUUUCCACAUCAAGAGAUUGCACCCUAGGUAGGAGUUGAAGAUAUGGAUUAUUGAAGAAUGUCAAUUUAACAUGUUUUAUUUAUAUAUAGAGUAAAUAAAAUACUGAAUUUAUUCUUUUUGGUUUUUAGACACUGUAAAAAUUGCUGUACAUACAGAAAUUCAAGUGUCUCAAUUAUAUGAAAAACAUUUUUUCAAUUUCAAUUUCUACAAGAUGUUUUGGAAAUUCUAAUUUUGAGACAGAUAUGAUAUUUCUAUUGUGAAUUAUAUACUCUACCAACUUUAAAUUAGUAACUCCGUGUACCAUAGUAUGAAAGCGAGGUUUUUCGAGUGAUAUACAAUGAGUUACCCUCAAUUGAAAGUUGUUUUAGUAUAAUUUUGAUUUAUUUACCCAUUUAAUCAUCUACCUUUUCCUACCCAUUCACUAUCCCAUGGUUGCUUCUUUCUUUACCAUCCAAUUUCAAAAUUGUUGCUGCAUUUUUGAUAAUUACUUCUAUAAAUAGUUACAAUUAAUUUAAAAAAAGGUAAUUGAUAAAAAAUGACAUUAAAAUUAAAGUUUGUGUUAAUUUUGAAAAAUGAUAUCGUAUAAUAAAUUCUUUGUUAUGUUUAUGUUGUAAUUAUCGUUAAUCUGUCAAUAUAUAUUUUUAUAAAUUCUAUUAACAUUUUUGAUAUAUAUAUUUGUUAUGGAUUUGAAAGAAACGGGGAUGAAAAGUAUAGUUUUCGAUUAUUUGUUUCGGUUACCAUUUUUCUAGUCAUACCGAAUGAUUUUCCCUGGAGAUGUUACAUUUGUACAUACAAUAAAAUCAUUUUGUUUAAUUUGC